AUGAAUACAUGUUCCACUCGUAAUAAUAAUACGUGUGUUCGAAACGUCAUUGAAAAUAAUUUUAUUCUUACUCAAAAACAACCAUCAAAAGCACCAAAAUUUAAGUUAUUUAAUAAUAAAGCUAGAUUAUUACCAGUGUGUGUUGAACCAAUUCGAACAACAAAAACAGCAAUAUUUAAACGUAAUAAAUUAAAAAAGAAAAAUCUUCCAUUUGUUAAUUUAGCCAAUGUUAAUAAUAAUAAAACAGUGAUUAAAAAAACAAAAAUGAUUGAUCCAAAUACGACAAGAAAUUUUGUUUAUAAUCAUUUUGAUUCAUUAUCUGCCGAUGUUAAUGAUUAUAUUGAAACAAAAAAAGAACCUCUCGAUUAUUAUUAUGAUGAUAUUGAUGAUACAUUUGAUAAUUCAACAAUAAUAACAUCGAAUAACGAUAAUUUAUUUCGUAGUAACAGUAUUGAUAACGAAAGUGAUAGUGGAACGUGCAUAGAAGAAAUUAACACGAAAGAAUUAGCACAACGAAUUACAAAUGAAUUGAAACGUUACACGAUACCUCAAGGUGAUUUUUUUUAUAUAAUUCAAGGCACAUUAUCAGAUUUAUUGCGAAAUCCAAAACCAUGGUCAAAAUUAAAAUCUGGAAGAGAGACAUUUCGAAGAAUGGAAAAGUGGCUUCAAGAACCAGAAGAAGAAAGGAUGGCGUCAUUGAGAAUAGCUGCUUCGUCGUAUUUGGCAUGUAAACGAACGCCAGACGAUGAAUUUUUAAUUUCAUCGUCAAAUACCAUAAAGUUAAAAGAACAAAUCAGUCCCUUACCAUCACCACCUUCGUCAACAACAUCAUCUGUGUCACUAUCACCACCUCAACAAUUGAACAAAAAACCUCGUUCACGUCUAAUUUUUACCGAUAUUCAAAAACGUACGUUACAAGCAAUAUUUAAAGAAACAAAACGUCCAUCAAAAGAAAUGCAACAGACUAUCGCUCAGCAAUUAAAUCUUGAUGUUAGUACAGUAUCAAAUUUUUUUAUGAAUGCCAGACGAAGAUCAAUGGACAAAUGGAGAGAAUAUCAAGCAGCGAAGUCAACAACAGCAUUUGAAUUUUAG
Molecule: messenger RNA, 1092 nt
Organism: Didymodactylos carnosus
Lineage: Eukaryota; Metazoa; Rotifera; Eurotatoria; Philodinida; Philodinidae
Source: the annotation of a GenBank genome assembly